Stylonychia lemnae is the source of this 843-nucleotide messenger RNA. The record is from the annotation of a GenBank genome assembly. Lineage: Eukaryota; Ciliophora; Spirotrichea; Sporadotrichida; Oxytrichidae.
AUGCUUGUCAAUUAACUAAGUCACUAAGCUGAUCACGCUGCAUGGCAAUAAAGAGUAAACAGAGAAUUCGCAGAUAUUCAGGGAUAGAUAACUGAUGGAACGAUGCAGUCUUUCCAUGGAGGUUCAACAGCAUCAUGCUGGUGCUCAUCAAAUUACAUCACCCCGUUCACAAGACUUAACAGAGAUCAACGUGAUAAGAAGUAGUACGGAUUUUACCUAAAUGAUAGCACAUAUAAUAACGCCAGUGACCCAAAUUCUAUGAGAGAUUAGGGAAUGGUUAGAAACGCUCCAUAUAAUAUUCAGUAUUACCAGUAGUGUCCACCCUUAAAGUCAGCUAGAAACUAUUCGACAAAUGGCUUCUCAGAUAGAAGUAGACCAAUAACAGCAUCAUUUCACACCUCAGUAGGACCAAAGCAUACAAAUGUCAAGCCUAACUUGGAGCACAAUCAUACUUUCUAUAGUUUUGGUGGCAAGACACCAAUUAGAUCUAGCUACUCAAGCAAUCGCAAACCUCAUGUUAAUAUGGCUUUCACCUCAGUCAUUGAUUUCCACUAACAGGAAAAGCCUCAAGUGCUGCACCCUCAUUAAUUGGUGAGAGUCUAAGACUACACUAAAAACAUCAGUUAAUCUAUAUUUUCACCAGGCUUUUCUCAGCCAACUAAGCUAGAUAUCAGAGAACUCAGAAAAGAUGAAUACCGCAUUAGAAAGGAGCCUAGAAAAGCAAUGAGAAGUUUGCAAAAAGAACUAUCGAUGGAGCGAUAGAGGACUAAGAAUAUAAAGAAAGAGGUUGUUGAAGGUUUAAAGGAAAUGAUGGUUUAACUUAAGACUUUUAGUUAAAAUUGA